CAUCCCCCGCUCGGGAUCCCCCCUGCCCGCCCGCCGCGCUGUCACCGCCCGCAGGAGCGGCCGGGCACGGCGACCUGCGCAACCCCGCCCGCUGCGCAGCGUCCUGCUGCGAUGGCGAGCGCAGAGCCCGGCUCUGAGGAUGCGGCCGAGGCUGAAGAAGCCGUCUACGAGGCGAUGCCCUGUGACAGGACGGAGCUGAGCCAGCGCCUGGCCGUGGAGGAGCUCAUCGCCACCGAGGCCAGCUACGUCCACAACAUCCAGCUGUGCGUGUGCGACAUCCGGGCACACCUCCAGAAGAAGCAGCUGCCUGAGCUGGACCUGGAAGGACUCUUCUCUAACACCGACGACAUCCUGCAUGUCUCCAGACGGUUUCUGAAGGCUCUGGAGGCCACGGCCGGCCAGGGGCAGGAGCAGCUGCACAGCAUCAGCACCCUGUUCCAGGAGUUCAAGGAAGAGAUGGAGGCUGUCUACAAGAUCUACUGUGCCAGCUACGACCACGCCCUGCAGCUGGUGGAGAGCUACCGCAGGGAGCCCCGGCUGCAGGAGGAGAUCCUGGACACCCUGAAUGCCACCGUGCCUCACACGGGCGCGUCAGACCUCAGCUUCUUCCUGGUGAUGCCCGUGCAGAGGGUCACCAAAUACCCUCUGCUGCUGGGGAAGAUCCUGGAGAACACCCCGAGCAGUGCCAGUGCCCACUCGGCCCUGCAGGCAGCGGCUCGUGCCAUGGCCCAGGUCAAUGCCAACAUCAACGAGUACAAACGGCGCCGGGAAGUGGCCACCAAGUACAACAAGGCCGAGCACCUGACGCUGCGGGACCGCCUGGCGCGCCUCAACACCCACUCCAUCGCCAAGAAAACCACACGCCUCAGCCGGCUGCUCAUGCACGAGGCCGGCAUCGUGGCCAAGACCGAGGACAAGGAAUACGACGACCUGGAAGAGAAGUUCCAGUGCGUGGCAUCCAGCGUGGCCACGCUGAAGGAGAACGUGGCGUCCUACCUGGGCCAUUUCGAGGCGUUCCUGCUGCCCGCCCCGCACCGCUGUGACCUGCAGGUGGACGAGGGACCUGCCCUGCAGCACCGCCGCCUCUCAGAGCUCCUCCGGGGCACCGUUUUCCCGGAGUUUAAGCGGCGUGUGGACAGGUUGGUGUGGCAGCCCCUCUGCAGCCUCUCAGACACGCUGGAGGGGCCCCAGCAGCUGGUCAAGAAGCGCCUGGACAAGCUGCUGGACUACGAGGAGAUCCAGGAGAGGAAGAGCGAGCUGGGCAGCGUCAGCUACGAGGAGGAGGCAGCCAUGAACACCUACCUGGCCAUCAAUGACCUGCUGGUGGCCGAGCUCCCCCAGUUCAACCGGGUGGCCGUGCAGCUCCUGGGGCAGAUCCUGCGCUCCUUCAGCGCCCUGCAGUUGGACUUGGCUGCCCAGGUCCUGCACCACGCAGAAAAGGAGCUGGAGCAGCUGCCCCACGGCCACAUGCCCCUGCCCAGCUUCUGGAAGGUGGUGGAGGACACGCUGCAGCAGUCGGGUGCCCAGCUCCGUGCCUUCUGCCAGGCCUUCGACACGGUCACACCGAGCCCUGGCACAGAGCCUCUGACCCCCGCUGAGGAGAGGAAGGUGCUUUCCCUUGUGAGCAAGCACGGCCCGGACAAGCUUUACCAGGUGACCAGCAACAUCAGUGGCAGCAGGGACCUGGACCUGACCUUGCUGAGGGGACAGAUCGUGGCUCUGCUGCAGAGCGCCGACACCAAGGGCAACACGGGCAGGUGGCUGGUGGAUGCUGGAGGUCCCCGAGGGUUUGUUCCUGCUGCAAAACUCCGGCCCUACAGCCCGGCACAAGUGCAGCAGCCCGGGAUGGACCUGCUGACCCUGGACAGCGGCACGGAGAGAAGGAGACAUUCCUAUCAAUUCCCUGAAGCUCCCAGGCCACAGGUGGCCACCUUCACCCCAACAUUCCAGGUGGUCGCCGGCUUCUCCUUCGCGGCCAGGAGCCCGCAGGAGGUGACGCUGCAGGCAGGGCAGCCCGUGCUGGUGCUGGAGCCCCACGACAAGAAGGGCAGCACGGAGUGGAGCCUGGUGGAGGUGAACGGCCAGAGGGGCUACGUCCCCUCCAGCUACCUGGUGACCGUCCCCGUGCGGGAGCCCGCGGGCUGGAGCUUGCCCGUGUGAGCGCGGCCAGCCCGCAGCGAGGGCGCAGGAUGGGAGCCGCCAGCUUGGCACACCCGAGGGAACCGCACAGGAGAUGCUGGAGGGAGGCAGCCCCCGGCUGGGAAGGUGGUGGGGGGCACCCGGGGGACACGGCCCGGGGACGCGGGCACGAGGAUGGCACCGGGGAGGCGCCUUUUGAGGGAUGGUGAAGGUGCCGGGUGCGUGUGGGUGUUGGCACAAAGCAAAGCAGCACCAGGCAGUGAGGGCAGGUGGCUGCGGCUGGCCUGGGACCGGCUGAAAUCCCCGCGAGAGACAAAUGCGUCCUGGGGGUGGUGAGGCAGCGUCGUCCCUGCUGGGAGCAGGAUGGAGCAGCAAAGGUGCAGCACUGCAGAGGGGACCUCAGCCAGGCAUGGGGCACUUGGACCCCUGGGCACUGAGCACCUGGACACUUGGGCAGAUGGGCACCGGGCACCUGAGUACAUUAGAAACUGGGCACCUGGGCACCUGGGAAUUUGGCUACCUGGGCAGUGAGAAUUUGAGUACCUGGGCACCUGAGGAUUUGGCUACUUAGGCAGUGAGAAUUUGGCUAUCUGGGUGCCUGAGAAACUGGGCACCUGAGAGUUUGGCUGCCUGGGCACUGGAGUAGCCGAGAAACUGGGCACCUGAGCACUUGAGAAUUUGGUUAUCUUGGCACCUGAGUAUUUGAGAAAUUGGGCACCUAGACACCUGGAAAUUUGGCUAUCUGGGCACCUGGGCACCUGGAAAUUUGGCUAUCUGGGCACCUGGGCACCUGAGGAUUUGGGCCCCUGGGCCCCUGUGCAGCGCUGGCUGCGGCCGCCAGAGGGCGCCCCGCACCAUCUCCCAGUGCCCGCCCGGCUCGUACUGGGAGCGCUGGGGCGGGAGCGCGGGGCCACAGCCCGGGGGUUCCGCCCCGCUCCGGGGCACCGAGAUCGCCACUCCCGGGGCCCCCGGAGAUCGCCACUCCCGGGGCCCCCGGAGCCCCCCGACCCCCUGCGACCCGCACAGAUCCCCGGCGGGUUCACACAGGUCCCGCGGAAAAGGUUUUUGGGAGAAUCAACCCGCGUUGGUCCUGACCUAAGGCUCGGUUUGAGAAUGGAGACAGCCUCCGUCCCACCAUUCCCGAGGUAUCCCAGCUCCGUGCCUCAGCUUCCCCGCGGUUGCGCUGUUAGGAGAUGCUGAUGGGGCUGAGGCGCUCGGGGCAGCCCUGCCACGGUGCCCGGGACCGGCACGGCACGCUGCCCACCCCUCACCUGCUGCGGGCACCCGGCUGGCGUCGCCCCGGCU
Molecule: messenger RNA, 3444 nt
Organism: Hirundo rustica (Barn swallow)
Lineage: Eukaryota; Metazoa; Chordata; Aves; Passeriformes; Hirundinidae
Gene: ARHGEF37
Product: Rho guanine nucleotide exchange factor 37
Exons: 13
Coding region: 112-2160 (682 amino acids)
Cellular component (GO): cytoplasm
Molecular function (GO): guanyl-nucleotide exchange factor activity; protein binding
Source: RefSeq, a predicted model, not a curated record